Molecule: messenger RNA, 2073 nt
Organism: Acaromyces ingoldii
Lineage: Eukaryota; Fungi; Basidiomycota; Exobasidiomycetes; Exobasidiales; Cryptobasidiaceae
Exons: 1
Coding region: 1-2073 (690 amino acids)
Biological process (GO): regulation of DNA-templated transcription
Molecular function (GO): zinc ion binding; DNA-binding transcription factor activity, RNA polymerase II-specific
Source: RefSeq, a predicted model, not a curated record
AUGUCGGGGCAGAAGCCGGCACAGCGCUCGGCGCUGGCAUGCAUGCCCUGCCGCGCAGCUCGGCACAAGUGCCAGCGAUCGCCAGCAGAAGACCGCUCGCCCUGCCUCCGCUGUCGAAACCUGGGCCUCGACUGCGUCUGGGUGCAGAGCAGGCGGUUCGGAAGGCCCCGCAAGCAGGUCUUGGCGGCGCCGCCGUCGUCGUCCACAGCCACACAGCAGGAUGUCGCUGCUGCCUGCGCGCCGUGGUAUGCUACCGAGCCAGAUCUUCACCCAGUGACGGUUGACCUGCAGCAGCUCGACGCUGAGAUGAGCGGCUUCUGGGCCGAUCUGAUCCCGCCCACCAGCGGGCCCUCUUUGGCGAUAAACAGUUCCCUCACGCCGCCCUUAGCCGUGGGUGUGCAGGGGCCACUUGACGUGUCAAGCGGCCUGCGCUUCUUUCGCCUGGCCACUUCAGACCCGCUGCCGUGGAGUGUGGCAGCGGCGGCAGUCGGUCUGUGCGACGCCGCCCUUUCCUCCUCUUGUCCCUCCCCUUCCACCUCACCCGGCUGGCGCUGCCUCGUGCUGGCGUGCGCUGCGUACGGCCAUCGGACUGCGCGCUCGGGGCCAGAAGGGUGCGACUCCCUGUACCAGCAGGCAAAGCUCCUCUUUGACGAGCACACUGCCCCGUGCGACGACGGCAGCGACGCCGUGAGCGCCCUGCACCUCGUCGAGGCCACGACGGUGCUGGCAAAGUACGCGUACGGCACGAGCCGGCUCGCCGAAUGUCUCCAGGUGCUGCGUGUGGGUGCGCGUGUGGCUGCUGCCAUUGGCCUGGACCGUAUCGAUGCCGGCGACCGGACAUUUGCACGCACGCAUCGCCGACGAGACGGCGCUCCCCGUUUGGCGCUGGCGUCGCUGCUGGCUCACUCGAAUGCCUCCUCGUGCCUCGACGCCGUCGCUGUCUGCGAUACGGCGAGCCCCUGCCGCCUCUGCCUGACAAACGCAUACCGGCAGAGCUGGUGGGAGCUGCACCAGUGCACCGCCAUCAUCUUUGCCGCCACGUCGCAGGGCGGGCCCCGGGAUGCGACGGUGCUGAGCCUCGACGCCGCGGUGCUGCCGCCCACGUGGGGCGAGCGGUACGCCGUCACCGACCGCUUCUGGCGCCUGCGCGCGCGCACCUCGGCCGUCCUCGCCGAGGCCGUAGAUCCCGAGGUACGGCGGCUGGCCAAUGCAGAGGCCGAGUCCCGGCUCUCGGUGCUCGAGACGAUGCUUCGCGCCCUCGUUGCGCCCACUCACGAGCUCGUCGAGGUAAUCGACGGCGUGCCUGCCGCUGGUCUCGUUCACCUCGAGCGCUCAAAGGCCCGGCUUGCUGCCAUGCGUGGCCUGCUCUCCCUCCAUGCGGCCCAGACGAGCCUCCAUAGGCUGUACUGGCUGCCCGGGCCAUCGCCCCACGAGAUCAUCUCUCUCGACGACGACGACGACGACGACGGCGCAAUGUCCUCGCAGUCAGCGCCAGCGUCGAGCGAGAAGAGUUUCGACGCCGACGAGCAGCACAGCCUGCUCCUCCGGUCCAUCACAAGCAUGAGCGAGAAUGCCGACGCCGUCAUCCGUCUCAUCGAGGCGAUGGACCAGCGCGCCGUCGCAAGCGAUGCCCAGCUGCCGCUGUCGCUGCCGUUGCCGGCCACCUCUGCGCAUGUCCCGCGCGUGCGCGACUGCUGCCCGUUCUUUGCCUGUGUCCAGGUGGCAGCCGUCUUUGCCAAGGCCAUCGCCCUGACGGCCCACGUGGCCAAGCCCGGCUGCGUGGGUGCUGCUCACCCCAAUCCCGGCGUGCCCCAGCUCUGCACCUGUCAGCGGGGCGCAAGCGACGCAAGUGCCCUCGUGUGGCCGCACAUGAGGUCUGCGACGCCGCAGCAGGCAAAGUGGAUGCGUCUGUCGUCGGUGCAGACGAUGCGGUCUGCCCAGGAGAUGCUCGAGGAAGCAACAAGUGUGUGGCCAUUUGCCAGCGAGUGCAAGAUGGCAGUCGAGGCAAGGCGUCAAUCUAUCCCGGGCAUCGGCGGCUUCUCAGGCCUGUCGUAUUCCUUGCAAGGCGCCUAG